CUGCGCAUGUCUCCCGUUCACCGACAGGUGAACGAGAGGCGAACGACGCACGCGUCCUUCACCACUGCGGCGUCUGAAAGUAGAGGACAAGAUGCCGCUUUGUGCCAGUUCUGCGCGUGCUCAGAACCACUGCGGGAUUCUCUCCAUCUCGGAGGGAAAAGACGUAAACAAUGAACUGUCCAAUUGGAAGCCGCUUGGACGCCGGAGUCCCGCUCCUUGAACACCACUCCCUCUUCCGGUUCCGGCGGCUAUUGUUGGAAGAUGGCUGUAACGGCGGGCGGACGGCUGCUGGCGCAGCUGGGACGGGUUCGAGCCCCGCCGGGGCGGAUGCUGGCCACUACCGUCUCCCACAGCGAUCACGGUUCAGGCCGCUUGUGGAAGACGCUCACCUUUUUCGUGGCGCUGCCCGGGGUGGCGGUCAGCAUGUUGAACGCCUACCUGAAGUCGAAGGAGCACCACGAGCGGCCAUCCUUCGUCCCCUACCCCCACCUCCGCAUCCGGACCAAGCCCUUCCCAUGGGGAGAUGGGAACCAUACUCUAUUCCAUAACCAUCACCUCAAUCCUCUGCCAACCGGUUACGAGGAUGAGUAAAGAAAACUUGGACCAGACUAAUCAGGCGCUGGGGACCACAGCAGCUAUUGGACCAUCAUUCAUUCUCCCUGUAUGUGGAUCAGAAAAUUCUUUGGGACCUUAAGUUCAUUAUCUUGCUCCUCACAGUGACAAAUGUGCUUAUCUUUUAUCAUUUUGCUUGUGAUUGGGAUGGCGUAAAUAAAUAAUUCUGACUUUA
Messenger RNA from Monodelphis domestica (gray short-tailed opossum), 787 nucleotides. RefSeq names its product cytochrome c oxidase subunit 6A1 (gene COX6A1). Gene Ontology annotation, biological process: mitochondrial electron transport, cytochrome c to oxygen. NCBI's taxonomy places the organism in Eukaryota, Metazoa, Chordata, Mammalia, Didelphimorphia, Didelphidae. The record is from RefSeq and is a predicted model, not a curated record. Gene Ontology annotation, molecular function: enzyme regulator activity. Gene Ontology annotation, cellular component: respiratory chain complex IV; mitochondrial inner membrane.